This is a messenger RNA of Cucumis melo (muskmelon), 1942 nucleotides long. RefSeq names its product 9-cis-epoxycarotenoid dioxygenase NCED6, chloroplastic. The transcript has a single exon. Gene Ontology annotation, cellular component: chloroplast stroma. NCBI's taxonomy places the organism in Eukaryota, Viridiplantae, Streptophyta, Magnoliopsida, Cucurbitales, Cucurbitaceae. The record is from RefSeq and is a predicted model, not a curated record. Gene Ontology annotation, biological process: carotene catabolic process. Gene Ontology annotation, molecular function: carotenoid dioxygenase activity. The coding region runs from base 75 to 1781 and encodes 568 amino acids.
AAUUCCACGUUCCAAAUCUUUCAACUCACCAUUUUCCCUCUUCUUCUUCAUCAUACAAUUUUACAAUUAUAGUCAUGCAAAUCAGUUUACUAUCGCCGACCCCGCCGCUGACACCUUGCCGGAGCUCCUCCACCAUUGAAACCCCCCCAAUUAGGAAGCUCAAAGUAAUCACUCCGCCACACCCACCACUGUCCCUGCCAAAAAAGGUGUCGCCGCCGCUGCGUCAGCUUAACCCAUUACAGAAUUUUGCGGCAUCGCUACUGGACGCCGUCGAGUCCUCACUGUUCGUCGAUAAAUUGCCGAAAACGGUUGACCCGGCGGUUCAAAUUUCGGGUAAUUUCUCUCCGGUUCCGGAAUGCUCAGUCCGCCACGACCUUGAAAUCAUCGGAAAUUUACCUGCAUGCUUACGUGGCGUUUAUUUCCGAAACGGCGCUAAUCCCAUGCAUGCACCCACUGGUGGGCACCACUUGUUUGACGGUGACGGAAUGAUCCACGCCGUUACAUUUCACAGCGGUAACAAAGCUAGUUACAGCUGUCGGUUCACUCGUACAAACCGGCUCCAGUACGAAGCCGCUUUAGGCCGACCUGUUUUCCCCAAGCCGAUCGGCGAGCUUCAUGGUCACCAAGGACUGGCUCGCCUAGCUAUCUUUUUGGCUCGAGCCGGGAUCGGGAUAAUCGACGGCUCGAAAGGUACAGGUGUCGCCAACGCCGGUCUGGUUUAUUUCAAUGGUCGAUUGUUAGCUCUAUCAGAAGAUGAUCUUCCGUAUCACGUACAAAUCAAGGACGACGGAGAUCUUGAAACGAUCGGACGGUUCGACUUCAACGGACAGAUUAACUGUCCCAUGAUUGCUCAUCCUAAAGUGGACCCCAUUUCGGGAGAUCUUCACGGGUUGAGUUACAACAUGAUUAAAAAACCUUAUUUGAAAUACUUACGGUUCGACAUGUUCGGGAAGAAAUCUCGUGACGUGGACAUCACCCUUCGUGAGCCGACGAUGAUACACGAUUUCGCAAUAACGGAAAACCACGUCGUGAUACCGGACCAUCAAGUGGUUUUCAAGUUAUUCGAAAUGGUUCGGGGUGGAUCACCCGUGGUGUUUGACCCCAAGAAAACUUCUCGGUUCGGUAUAUUACCGAAAUCCGGAGUUGACGAGAAGGGGAUUGUUUGGAUUGAGGUGCCCAAUUGCUUUUGCUUCCAUUUGUGGAAUGCAUGGGAGGAAACUGGUGGCAAUGACGAGAAAAGUAUCGUUGUUAUCGGGUCGUGUAUGAACCCGCCUGAUUCGAUUUUCAACGACCGGGACCAGCCAUUAAGGAUCGAGCUGACGGAAAUUCGGAUGGAUGUGAAGAACCGGAAAGUGACCCGGCGGGUGUUCGGUUCAGGGAUGAAUUUGGAAGCGGGUCAAAUGAACCGAAGGUUUGUUGGGCGGAAAACUCGGUUCGUUUAUAUGGCGAUAGCGGAGCCUUGGCCCAAAUGUUCUGGCAUUGCGAAGGUGGAUUUGGAAACCGGGAAGGUGAAGAAGUUUCUAUACGGUGAAGGUCGGUAUGGCGGGGAACCGUUUUACGUGUCGGAAAAUGGGAAUUGUGGGGGAGAUAAUGAGAACGAGGACGGAGGGUUUAUUGUAGGGUUUGUGAGGGACGAGAAGCGGGAGCGGUCUGAAGUGGUGGUGGUGAAGGCGGCGGAGAUGGAGGAAGUGGCGGCGGUGAGGCUGCCUGUGAGGGUUCCGUACGGAUUUCACGGCACAUUUGUUAGUGAAGAAGAGUUGAAUGGGCAAGCUCGCAAUUAAAAAUUAUUUAGGCCCUUAUUGUGCUUGUUUUUGUGUAAAUUAAUGGGUUUGUAGAUUAUUAAUUUUGGGUGGUGGUGGUUAGGUUUGUGAUAAUUAGUGGUUUUUGAGAUGUAACUAUUGUGGAUAUAACUUAUCUAAUACUAAUAUCUACUUAAGGAGUA